AUGGAGAAGUUUCCGGACCACAUCGAUGCGCCCGUCAUGGGAAACGGGGACGCUCACUCCCCCGUUCAGAGCCAGUUCCACAGUCUUCCCGAUGGUGAUCAACCUCGACAACUGCCAGACCGCUGGCUUCCUGUACCGCGCAGGGAGCAUAGUAGCUCGGGAUGGUCGCCCUUGGGAUCGCCAGGCGUAGGUCGCCAUAACCGCCAAAAGAGCCUCCAAGAUGCCUUUCGCACAAUUCGCACACGCAACGGCAGUGUGAGCCAGAACGCGCAUGAGCUGGCCGAUGCUCUCAGAGCGCCACUUUCGCCCAAGCUUAUUAUCCUGUGUCUGUUGUGGUACACCUCGUCUGCGCUCACCAACACAUCCUCGAAAUCCAUCUUGAAUGCCUUUGACAAGCCGGCGACACUCACGGUCGUGCAAUUUGCCUUUGUCUCGACGUUGUGCAUACUCUUUGCACAGCUGGCAGUCAUCUUCCCUAGUCUUCGCACCAAGAUCACCGCCCUGAGACACCCGAUCCGACCCCCAUCCAAGGACGUGAUCAUGACGACACUUCCCCUCGCGGCUUUCCAAAUCGGUGGACAUCUGCUUAGCUCGACAGCGACGGCCAAGAUCCCCGUCUCGCUGGUUCACACGAUCAAGGGGUUGUCUCCGCUGUUCACCGUACUCGCUUACCGCCUGAUAUACGAUAUUCGUUAUCCGAAAGCGACAUACCUGUCCCUCAUUCCGCUGACGGCUGGUGUCAUGCUGGCAUGCUCUGGCAAGCAUGGAUUGGGAGGAGAGUUCCUGGGGAUCAUCCAGGCGCUUCUCGCGACGUUGAUCUUUGUGACUCAGAACAUCUUCUCAAAGAAGCUGUUCAACGAGGCCGCGAAAGCAGAGCGAAACGGCGCGACUGCCCAGUCCAAGAAGCUGGACAAGCUCAAUCUCCUGUGCUACUCGUCGGGAAUGGCCUUGUUGUUGACUUUGCCCAUUUGGUUCUGGAGCGAGGGUAUUACAUUGCUCAGGGAUUUCCUCAACGAUGGGUCGAUUGCUUUGAAGGACGGACCCGAGGCAAUGGACCACGGACGCCUGCUUUUGGAGUUUAUCUUCAACGGCGUUACCCACUUUGGCCAGAAUAUUCUUGCCUUCGUGCUGCUGUCCAUGGUCUCGCCAGUUACAUACUCCGUGGCCAGCCUGAUCAAGCGCGUCUUUGUUAUUGUGCUGGCUAUCAUAUGGUUCCGCAGUCCGACGACCCCUGUCCAAGCCGCCGGCAUUGCACUCACUUUCCUCGGGCUGUAUCUGUAUGACCGCACAAGCGAGAGCAACAAGGCGGAUCGCAAAGUCCGCAUGAUGACACAGACUAAGACGCCUGCGCCUCUGCUGCCCAUCGAUGAAGGCCAGCCCGGGAGCCACAACGGAACACCAUCAGGUAUCCACCCCUGCAAUGAGGGGAGCUACUUCUCACCAAUCUCGACGGCUGCCGAGGAUACCAAGAAAACCGAUGACCUGUCUGGAACGGGAUCGAGAAGGAAGAGGGGGCACAGCAGUUCGCAGUGGUUGGCUCCUGGGACAAAGCAGGAAGACACUUGGCGGUCCCCUGACCGCGCCGUCCCGGCAUGA
Emericellopsis cladophorae is the source of this 1596-nucleotide messenger RNA. RefSeq names its product putative transporter C83-like protein. NCBI's taxonomy places the organism in Eukaryota, Fungi, Ascomycota, Sordariomycetes, Hypocreales, Bionectriaceae. The record is from RefSeq and is a predicted model, not a curated record. Gene Ontology annotation, molecular function: antiporter activity; phosphoenolpyruvate transmembrane transporter activity. Gene Ontology annotation, biological process: phosphoenolpyruvate transmembrane import into Golgi lumen. The transcript is spliced from 2 exons. The coding region runs from base 1 to 1596 and encodes 531 amino acids. Gene Ontology annotation, cellular component: endoplasmic reticulum; Golgi apparatus.